GUUCCCGUCAGCUAUCUCAAAGAUUAAUUAAAGGGGUUAAAUGCAAUGUCACCCUACUCUUGUUUAAUCGGUUUUCUCAAAUUAAUUGUCUUAAAUUUGACGAAUUAACUUCCACUACAUCCAAAUUCAAGUCCAUUUGCUGUGCUGUGAGUGAAUUGGAGAGAGAUGAGAAGGGGGAAAAUUGCCCCAGAUGGCAAUGAAGCGAGAAAGAGGAGCGAGAAAGGAGACUCCAAAUCCCUCAAUGCCUAUUUCAAGCAGAGGAAGUCACGAACAGAAGACUUCAAAUGCCGGGAUCUUGAAGGAGAAAAUCAGAAACAAAUAAGAGAAUCGGGAAAUGAAAAUAAGGGCAAGCCGGGAAAAGGGUUCUUCGCUUGCUAUCUGCUAACCUCUCUCAGCCCUCGUCAUAAAGGCCACACCUAUAUCGGAUUUACUGUGAACCCACUGCGUCGAAUAAGACAGCACAAUGGGGAAAUAGGGAGUGGUGCUUGGAGGACAAAGAGCCGACGCCCGUGGGAAAUGGUUGUGUGCAUAUAUGGUUUUCCAACCAAUGUAUCUGCUCUUCAGUUUGAGUGGGCCUGGCAGCAUCCUCGAGAAUCAGAGGCCGUGAGGCAAGCAGCUGCAACUUUUAAAUCCUUCUCUGGUGUCACCAAUAAGAUAAAACUUGCAUAUACGAUGCUCACCCUCCCUGCCUGGCAGAGCUUGAACAUCACGAUAAACUACUUCUCAACCAAAUACACAAAUCAUUCUGCUAGUUGCCCAAGCUUGCCGGAGCAGAUGAAAGUUAAAGUUUCACCAAUGGAUGAGCUCCCCUGCUAUACUGAACCAAAUGAGAUUGAAUACAAAGAUGAUUGUGAUAACUUGGAUGAAUAUGACGAAGUCAGUGAUACAUGUGAAACUGUUCCAGAAACAUAUCCAAAUGAAGUGGUUAUUGUUUCAGCAGAUAAUUUGCAUAGCAUCAUUCAUGAGGCUUGUCAUGAACAAUCUGAACACAUUGAAGAACAUGGGACAAGAAAACCAGGGGAGUCAUCCAAUCUUGGAGUCGGUAAUGUAGAGUCACUAGUUUUCAUUGAUCCCCCUACUAGCAAGGCAACCUCAAUUGCUACUGGCCUCACUGUGGUAAAGGCUGCUGAAUGUGCAGAUAUGAGCAUUGCUGGGAAGGAGUCUUUGAGGGGCAUGCGGUUUAAAUAUGCUGUGGAAGCUGAUGAAGAUCCACAACCAUCGGUAAAAGAGGUAAAAGAGAAACCAUCAACUACUGAUGAGGAAUAUGAAAAGCUAGGGGACACUUGCACUUUUGGUGUAUAUCACAGGCAGCCAUUUGAUGUCAUUUGUUCACCAGUACGAGCAUCUUCCUCAGUUUUUACUAGCCUUUCUAAUGAAGAGACAGCUGAAGGAACCAAUGUAAGCAUUAUUGAGAAGGAAUGUCGGAUUCAGAAGCAAUUUUCAGCUUUUGUAGCAGCCAGUGGAGAUCAACAGUCAUGGAGAAAAGAGAAACCAUUGACCACUGAAGUUGCAGUUUUGAAGGAACAUGUCCCUAGUUUCGAUGUCACUCGUGAACCUGAGGUUAUAGAUUUGUUAACCCCAUCUCCCAGCUAUAGAGUCAGGCCAUGCACCAAGAAAAGAAGAAUUUCCAAGUUUUCUCCUGAGAUCAUAGAUCUCACUUGAGCUUUGUCUGAGCAUAGAAUUUUGGGCAUGGAUUAACAGGAGGAUUAAGCGGGCCACAAGAGUAAUUGUUUUAUCCCUUAAAUCAACUGGAAGGUCUGGGUAGGGAAUUUUAUUCAUUUCUACUAUGACAAUAACCCGUUCUGCUUUAAUGCUAAUUGAUCAGAUUAGAAGUAAUUGUUUUUCAUCAAAUACUACAAUCCUGCCUAGCUGAUGAUGGGAAAAUUACUUCAUUUUAUAUUAGCGCUUUGCUUAUAUUGAAAUUAAGAGAAAUUAAUUUGAGUUUUUAGUCUGAAAUACAAGAUGGUCACAUCAUAAAUUGAUUGUUC
Molecule: messenger RNA, 1988 nt
Organism: Gossypium raimondii (Peruvian cotton)
Lineage: Eukaryota; Viridiplantae; Streptophyta; Magnoliopsida; Malvales; Malvaceae
Product: structure-specific endonuclease subunit slx1
Exons: 4
Coding region: 166-1662 (498 amino acids)
Biological process (GO): double-strand break repair via homologous recombination
Cellular component (GO): Slx1-Slx4 complex
Molecular function (GO): 5'-flap endonuclease activity; crossover junction DNA endonuclease activity
Source: RefSeq, a predicted model, not a curated record